UCCGGCUCAAGCACUUCCGAUAAUUUUGAACACAAGAUAAUUUUCUUCACAAUCGAUUUGCUCGCAUGCGUUCUUUGUUGCUUCACGGUCUGAGAGGUGUUCGGAGCUACAGCAUGUCUACGGUUGAGCAAGCUAAACGAGCUGCUGCGUUCAUGGCAGUGGACCAGCAUGUUCAGAACAACACAGUCGUUGGAGUGGGCAGCGGCUCAACGGUCGUGUAUGCCGUGGAGCGACUGACCGAGCGAGUGAAGAAUGAGAACUUGCAGCUGAAAUGUGUGCCUACUUCGUUUCAGGCACGGCAGCUGAUCAUUUCAAAUAAUCUGGUUCUGGCAGAUCUGGAGACUUGUCCUGAGCUUGAUGUGGCUAUUGAUGGAGCGGAUGAAGUGGAUGCCCACCUUUCCUGCAUCAAAGGUGGCGGUGGCUGUCAGACUCAGGAGAAGGUCGUCGCAGCUGCAGCGAAGAAGUUUGUUGUCGUCGCUGACUACAGAAAGGACUCUGAGCGUCUUGGUCAGCAGUGGGAGAAAGGACUGCCUGUGGAAGUAGUGCCGUUUGCCUACAAGCCUGUGGCGAUCAAGAUGGAGCGCAUGGGAUUCGAGCCCGUGUUGCGUAUGGCCAAGAACAAAGCCGGACCAGUGAUAACGGACAAUGGCAAUGUGAUCCUAGAUGUCAAGUUUGAUGCCACACAGGAGCGCGACUGGAAACAAGUGGAGAGCGACAUCAAUAACGUUGCUGGUGUUGUUGAAGUUGGGCUUUUCGUUGGCAUGGCUAACGUUGCCUACUUCGGAAUGGAAGACGGAACUGUCAAGACCAGAACGCCAUGAUAAUAGUGGCUUAUCCAACUAUGACACUAUGACGGACUCGCGGUGGUGUACACCCGGACCUGACGUUCUCCUGCUUUCCUACACGGCCAGCAACAACCAGCAGUGCGUAAUGUAAUGUGCGCGUGUGUGAGAGUGUGUGCCUAAUUAUAACACUAAACACAGCACCGCAGACUUGCUAUAUAUGUUGGCUUGUGGCUUUGGUGUGCGAGCCCUGCACACUUGCCUAGCAUUAGUAGUUUGCGGCAGUAAGCCUUGGCCAAACGUAUACUGACUGGCCUUGCUAACCCACCCUCGCCAUGCUAGGCAAGAAUGUACGCGUGCAUGCAUGCGUGCGUGCAUGUCAACCAAAGAACUGUUCACAGCACUAGUAGUAUCUUCACACGCGGCCUACAGCCAACAUAGUUGAGUUUCACAGCUAGGCAGACGUUAGCACUGCACUGCCACUCUCUGUGCUUUGAUUCUGGCCAAUGAUUUGAGUAUUUCAUGCAGCUCUCAUUAACCAAUUAACCGUCCAUCUACCUGGAAAUGUAUGCUCCAGGAAUACCCUAUGCCCCGACCUUGGCAGUGUUACUCUUUAGACGAAUGCUAGCCCUUGAAUCGUUGAAGUAGUCAACGGUUUAUUUUAGUGUAAGAUUAACCAUACAUUUUGCUAUGGUUAGCAAUUGCCAGAUACAUUUUGCUAGCAUAUUAUAAACUAGAUGCGAACGUAAACUAAAAAAAUG
This is a messenger RNA of Sycon ciliatum, 1543 nucleotides long. Its product is annotated as ribose-5-phosphate isomerase-like. The record is from RefSeq and is a predicted model, not a curated record. Gene Ontology annotation, cellular component: intracellular membrane-bounded organelle. Gene Ontology annotation, biological process: D-ribose metabolic process; pentose-phosphate shunt, non-oxidative branch. Gene Ontology annotation, molecular function: ribose-5-phosphate isomerase activity. NCBI's taxonomy places the organism in Eukaryota, Metazoa, Porifera, Calcarea, Leucosolenida, Sycettidae. The transcript has 11 exons. Bases 66 to 821 code for a protein of 251 amino acids.